AUGGAUUCAAGUUCAUCGACAACACUUCUUCAACAUCAACCAUUUUUAAAUACGUUUAUUAAAAGUGAAUAUACAUCAUUAUCAAAUAAUCAACAAUAUCCUUUAACUAUUUAUCCAAUAACAUCAAUGAGUAGUGCAGGAAGUGAAUCAAGUUUAAGUUCACCAUCAACACCAAUGCAUAUCGAUGAAAAUUAUCUUGAUACAUCAAUACAUAAUAAAAAGCAAAUAUUAGAAUCGACAAAUAAUACUAAUAAUACAAAUCAUCAACGACGUAUACGUCGUUCAACACGUCGAUUAAAUGGUCAGCCAUAUACAGCAACAACAUCACGUCGUUUAUCAUCAAAAAGACGACAACAACAACAACAACAGCAACAACUACUACAUCUUCAUAAUAAUCAAGAGCAACAACAACCAAUAAUGUCACAAGAUGAUGUACAAAAUCAACGUGCUAUUGCUAAUGUACGAGAAAGACAACGUACACAAUCGUUAAAUGAUGCAUUUGCACAUCUUCGUCAUAUUAUUCCAACAUUACCAUCAGAUAAAUUAUCGAAAAUUCAAACAUUAAAAUUAGCAACACGAUAUAUUGAUUUUCUUUAUCAAAUUUUACGUUCCGAUGAACAACAGAAUUCAUCACCAAAUUUAACAUCAUCAUCAUCACAACAAACUCCAACAUCACAACUUCAGCAACAACAACAUACACUUGAUACAGGAUCAUCAUCAUCACCACCGUCACAACAACAACAACCACAGCAACAACAACAGCAAAAUGAACGUCCAUUAAGCUAUGCAUUUAGUGUAUGGCGUAUGGAAGGUGCUUGGUCUGUUAAUGAUAAUACAAGUAAUGAACAACAAACAUCGAUUGGUAAUGGACCAUUUUCGCCUGAUGAUUAUCAAGAAAACUAA
Adineta steineri is the source of this 903-nucleotide messenger RNA. The record is from the annotation of a GenBank genome assembly. NCBI's taxonomy places the organism in Eukaryota, Metazoa, Rotifera, Eurotatoria, Adinetida, Adinetidae.